Molecule: messenger RNA, 1256 nt
Organism: Heterotrigona itama
Lineage: Eukaryota; Metazoa; Arthropoda; Insecta; Hymenoptera; Apidae
Source: the annotation of a GenBank genome assembly
AUGGACAUUUUUACGGAGAGACAAGUUAAGUUAAGAAAAAUAAGCCCUAACAAGCAUUUGCAAAAUAGUUUAUCGAUCAUUUACUAUUUGGGAUUCUGGUCGGAAUGGGCUAAUUUAAUAUUUCUGUUAGGAAUUACUAUAGCAAGCGAAGUCAUGUACUUUAUUAUAAAUUGGGGAAAUCUAGAGCUAAUGAUAGCCGCUGCAAGUUUGCUUAUGACAUAUUCUACGUAUGCCGUAAAGGUAAUUUAUAUUAUUUGUCAUCAUAAACGUGUCAAAGAUCUUAUCGAUAUGACAAACAUCGAAAUGUUCAAUCGAGAUAACGAUAAAUACGAACGCGUCAUAACAUAUUAUACUUGGCAAGGAAUUUUUCAUCAUAUUGUUUAUCAAAGCUUUGGUGGCAUAGCUACAAUAUCUUGGGGAUGUACUCCAGUAUUAUAUCUAGUCAAUGGAGCAUCUAAACAAUUACCAUUAGUGGGAUGGUUUCCUUACAAUGUAACAUCUACACCAGCUUUCGAAAUUAUUUCUUUGCAUCAAUUUAUGGUUGUCCUUACAAGUUGCAUCAACAACGUAGCAAUAGAUACUCUUAUAACAGGCCUUAUAAUAACUGCUUAUUGUCAAUUAACAAUCUUAAAUUAUAAUAUUUCUUCAAUACAUUGCACAGUAGAGAAAGAAGAUACUAUAUUAAGUGAUAAUUUUGGUAUUGGAACAUCUACUUUAGAAAUUUACAAUAAAUUAUAUGAAGAUUUGAAACAUUGCGUGAAACAUAGUAUUAUGAUAUUUGAUUUUUCAAAACAAAUCCAAAAUAUAUUUGGUAUUUUGAUAUUUUUGCAACUUCUAGUAAAUUGUAUUACUAUUUGUCUAAUAGCAUUCAACAUAUCGCAGAUGAAAAAUUAUGCACCAUCUGAGUUAUUUGGCACAUUAUUAUAUAUGUGUUGUAUGACAUAUCAAAUCUUCAUAUAUUGCUGGCAUGGAAAUGAACUAUAUCUUCAUAGUAUAAAGAUAUGUUUAUCUGCGUAUGCAAAUAAUUGGUGGAAUAAUAACAAGAAUUUUAAUCGUUCUUUACUUAUCAUAAUGACAAGAACUCAAUGUCCUCUUAUUAUAACUGUUGGAAAUAUUAUGGAUUUAUCGUUACAAAAUUUCGUUCUAUAAUUCUACUACCAGAUGCAGCCAAUGGAUGUCCAAGAGCAAUAGCCCCACCAUCUACAUUUAAUUUAUUAAUAUCUAAAUCUAACUCUUUAGCACAUGCUAAUGUUUGA